Fusarium keratoplasticum is the source of this 1095-nucleotide messenger RNA. RefSeq lists its product as uncharacterized. Lineage: Eukaryota; Fungi; Ascomycota; Sordariomycetes; Hypocreales; Nectriaceae. The coding region runs from base 1 to 1095 and encodes 364 amino acids. Gene Ontology annotation, biological process: L-serine biosynthetic process; dephosphorylation. Gene Ontology annotation, molecular function: magnesium ion binding. The transcript has a single exon. The record is from RefSeq and is a predicted model, not a curated record. Gene Ontology annotation, cellular component: cytoplasm.
AUGAGGCCCAGCGCAACCACCUUUGCUAAGGCAUUUUGCCUGGCAAACAUUGGUACUCUCUCCGUCGCCAUUCCUACCUAUGGCACCCGCGGCCCUGAGCUCAAGCACUGGCCUCCCAAGGCUGCUAAGGCCCUUGAGCGAAUGAUUGCCGCCAAUGCCAACACUGGUGCCUACGCUGUCUUUGACAUGGACAACACCAGCUAUGAGUUCGACCUCGAAGAGUCCCUGCUGCCCUAUCUGGAGAACAAGGGCAUCCUGACCCGAGAGACUAUGGACCCGACCCUCAAGCUCGUCCCCUUCAAGGAUACGGAUACGCACAACGAGACCUUGUACAGCUACUACAACCGCCUGUGCGAGAUUGAGGAUGCCGUUUGUUACCCAUGGGCUGCGCAAAUCUUUAGCGGAUUCCCUCUACGUGAGCUCAAGGGCUACGUCGAUGAGCUCAUGGCCCUCAAUGAGACAGUUCCAACCACCUAUUUCGAGGAUGACAAGGUGACGGCCAUUGACGUGUCUCCUCCCAAGAUCUUCGAGGGCCAGGUGGAGCUCUACAACAAGCUCAUGGCCAACGGCAUCGACGUGUACGUUGUGAGCGCUGCCUCUGAGGAGCUCGUCCGCAUGGUGGCUUCAGACCCCAAGUACGGCUACAACGUCCCGCCUGAGAAGGUCAUCGGCGUGACCCUUCUUAUGAAGGAAAAGAAUGGCGAUCUCACCACCGCUCGCAAGCAGAUUGAGGACGGAGAGUACGACAAAAAGAUUCAGCAGCAGAACCUGGAUGCCAAGAUGACCCCGUUCCUAUGGGCCCCGGCUACUUGGAAGGCCGGCAAGUGGGCCGCCAUUCUCACCUACAUUGACGAGUGGAAGAAGCCUAUCUUGGCUGGCGGCGAUACUCCCGACAGUGACGGACCAAUGAUCUUCCAUGGAGUUGAUGUCAAGAAGGGAGGCAUUCACUUGUGGGUUGAUCGCAAGGAGAGCUACAGCAAGCAGAUCCGUGGCAUGAUUUCGGACUUUUCCAAGGCUCAGAAGAAGGAAGGACUUCCAGUCACAGCAGACAAGAACUGGGUUAUGGUCAAGCCCGCGGACCUCCACGGAGAAUAG